UACUUUCCAACUUGUCUGGUGUGUUCCUUCCUGGGUGUUCUUCGCUGCAGUCAGCUCCUCGGAGCAUUUGGUAAGGCCCUCGGUCUUACAUUCUGGAGGCCCCAGCGAGAUCCCUGGGUAGGAACCCCCAGUUCGGCCGAGACUCAGUGGCGGGAUCCAGCAGGAGACUCUCAGGCACAGACCUCAGAAAAACAUCCGGAGGUAAGCUUUUGGCCAGUUGUAACCGUUUGUUAAGUCAGGAGUGAGGUGGCUGACGAGCUGGGAAGUCUCCUCUGACCCCGAGGUUCCUGACGAGGAACAAGGGAAGAUUUAGUUUCAGUUUGUCGUGGCGCCCGUUUGUCUUGUCUUUUGUAUGUUAAUGUUGUGUCUGUUGUGUGUUUGAUUUUACAUUUUUUUCUUUCCAAUCUUCAUCAGGAGCAGAGUAAUGAGAGGAACCUGUUCUACCAGGUCCACUCCACUUGACUGCUUUCUCACUAAUUUUAAAUUGGCUUUUUCUCCAGAACAAGAAGAUGAAUAUGGGGUGAAAUUUUCUCACGGGAAACUCCGCUCCCUGUGCCAACUGGAAUGGCCAGCCUUUGGGAUGGGAUGGCCAGCCGAAGGGACUUUUGACCCCAGUGUUUGCCGGGCGGUUUGGGGCAAGGUCAUUGGUCACCCUGGCCACCCAGACCAAUUUCCCUACAUAGACAUCUGGGUUCAGGCUUGUGAGAAACCUCUGGCUUGGCUGCAGUGCUGUUUCCUCUGAACAGACACUCGGAUUUUAGUUGCUGCCCCGAAAGGGCCCUGGGAACUUAAGCCCUGGGCUCCUAAGCCAGUUCUCUUGCAGUAACCUGACCCCCUGGAUCCCUUAGGAGGGCCUCCACCCUAUGUGGAAUCCUCCACCCCCUCAGAUGGCUCCCGCUCUAGACCCUGCAAUCCUUCCCUUCCUCCAUCUGUUCAACCUUCGGCUCCUACUCCUCUCUAUCCUCCUCUCCCAGAGGGGCCUUAGUCCCCAGACUCUGUGACUUCUCCCCCACACACAUGAGCUGGGGCUGUGUAUGGGCCUUGCGAGGUCCCCAUUGGGGAAAUUAGUUCGGCCCCUCUCUUGCCCCUUCGGGAGACAGAAAAAGGUCACUAUGUUUAUAUCCCCUUCACUACCAGUGUCUUAUAUAAUUGGAAACAUCAAAAUCCUCCCUUCUCAGAGAAGCCCCAAGCCCUAAUAUCUCUUCUAGAGUCUAUCUUCCAUACCCAUGAUCCUACUUGGGAUGAUUGCCAACAACUCCUCCAGGCCCUUUUUACCUCAGAGGAGAGGGAAAGGAUCCGGGGCCAAGCUGUAAGGUCGGUACUAGGUGGAGCAGAGGGCCCCCUAGAUGAACAACAGUGGGCCCGUCUGGAAGCACAGCUCCCAUCCACCCGACCCCACUGGCAAACUAAUACCUCUGGCGGGAGAGAAGCUCCCCAGAACUAUCAUCAGCAUCUCCUGGCCAGCCUGAGGGGAGCCUCUUGGAAGCCUGCCAAUUUGAGCAAGGUUUGACUCCAAGACCCUUGAACCCCGCUGGAAGGGACCAUUUCCCAUCAUCCUGGUGACUCCCUCAGCAGUUAAGGUAGCUGGACACUCUGCCUGGAUCCACCGCAGCCAUUUAAAGGCAGCACCUCUGGAGGAAGCGACAUCAACAUGGCGGAUUGAUCUGAACACAAAGGACCCCCUCAAGAUAAGAUUGAUCGAAGACUAGUUUGGACAAUAUGGGGGUUCUUGGGGCUUCUGUUCUUACCAGCCCCAAUGGAAGGGGGAGCUGGCUGCCAGCUGGUGUUGUCCAGCCACACUUCCCAGAACUGGACUUGGUCCUUGAAAAAUGCCUUAACGGGAGCUCACAUUGCCACCAUUACUAUGGAUAGACAGCCCCAUUUUAUUAUAGACCUGUGUUCUCUGGGGCUUCCAAUCAUUAGUGGUGGAGGGGCUGGAUCAAAGGGUAAAGUUUCAUCUGGAAAGAUGGGUAAAGGGGGCCACGGAGGGAGGUGUGGAAUAGAUGAUAAGUUGGAAAAAACCCUCCAAGAUAUAGAUAUUUAUGCCUGCCCCAUAGGGAAAAAUAAAAGGUGCAAUGGGGGACCAGGAAACCACUGUCAUCAUUGGGGUUGUGAAUCUAUUGCCCCAUGGAAAAAUGAUGAUGCGUAUUUGGCCUUGGAACAACAAACACCAAGUGGUUCAUGUUCCAAAGGAAAAUGUAAUCCCAUCAAGCUAACCUUAAAACAAUGGCAAAAUCCAUAUAAAGAUUGGGAAAAAGGAAAAUCCUGGAUGGUGGCACUCUAUGUGGGUGAAAAGGACCCUAUGACUGACCUCCUUAUCCAGCAUAGCCCAGUAAUAGUAUCACCUAACCCGGUAGGCAACAUUUAUAGGGUCUCCGGCCCCCAAGAAAAAGAAAAGGCAAAAGGAACCUAUAAUGUGUCAUUAGUUGCUCCUGAAUCUCUGAUCCAACCAUACCUAAAAACCCUGGAUGCCAUGUAUACCCUGUUAAAUGAGUCUAGCCCCAAUCUUACUCAAGGGUGCUGGUUGUGUUUGAGUCUUUUUCCCCCUUAUUAUGUAGGGUUGGCAGUAAAUGGCACUUUUUCAGAAGCUGACCAGAAUGAGUGUGAUUGGAAACAACUGAGGUUGUCAAUUGGGGAUAUAAAAGGAAAAGGGUUAUGUGUUAAAAAAUCCAAGUGUUACAUCAUUUUAUCUGGACAGUAUAUGUUCUUAUCAGACACCCACCAUCAGUAAUGAAAAAUAUUUAAAAGCUGGAAACAAUGCAUGGUGGGCAUGUACAAAUGGUAUAACUCCCUGUUUAUCCAUGACAAUCCUCAAUCAGGAACUUGAGGUAUGUGUAAUGGUCCACAUUUUACCCCAAGUCACUAUAUAUGGAGAAGAACAGGGUUGGGAAUACCUAGCUAAGAGAGCACACACCGAAGAGAAGUGGCACCCAGCAUUGAUUCCUGUGUUAACUGCAGCAGGCAUUGCGGGAUCAGCAGCUCUGAGUGUGACCGCAAUAGGACUACAAGACUUUAAUUUCAAGACCCUUGCCCAACAGGUAACAAUAGACUUAGGCCUACUUACCGAGUCAGUGUCUCAUUUGGAAAAACAAGUUGAUUCUCUGGCUGAGAUGGUCCUUCAAAACUGCCGAGGACUUGACCUCGGAUUUAUGAAAGAAGGAGGGCUAUGUGCAGCCCUAGGAGAGCAAUGUUGCUAUUAUGCUAACAAAUCUGGAAUAAUAAGAGAAACUCUGGCCACUGUAAAUAAACAUCUACAAGAAAAUUAUAAUAGAUUGAUAAAACAGGAUGGAUGGUUCCAGUCAAUGUUUAACUGAUCUCCCUGGAUGACUACCUUUGUUUCUGCCCUUGCUGGACCCCUGUUAAUAUUGUUACUAGCUUUGACUUUUGGCCCAUGCAUUAUUAAUAAGCUUAUGGCCUAUGUAAUGGCCUGGAUAGGAUCUGUUCGCCUAAUGAUUUUGAAUCAACAGGCCAAAUAUCAUCCUUUAAGUGAGCUAGAUGAGAAAGAACAAAGAUGGAG
Heterocephalus glaber (naked mole-rat) is the source of this 3517-nucleotide messenger RNA. Lineage: Eukaryota; Metazoa; Chordata; Mammalia; Rodentia; Bathyergidae. The record is from RefSeq and is a predicted model, not a curated record.